Colletotrichum costaricense is the source of this 1302-nucleotide messenger RNA. RefSeq names its product fasciclin domain-containing protein. Bases 1 to 1302 code for a protein of 433 amino acids. The record is from RefSeq and is a predicted model, not a curated record. Gene Ontology annotation, cellular component: fungal-type vacuole membrane. Gene Ontology annotation, biological process: macroautophagy. The transcript is spliced from 2 exons. NCBI's taxonomy places the organism in Eukaryota, Fungi, Ascomycota, Sordariomycetes, Glomerellales, Glomerellaceae.
AUGAAAGCUGUUGCAGCCCUCUCAUGCGUGGCCGUUGCCAACGCAUUUAUCCUUCCCGAUCCUAAGAUCUUCGAGCAAGCGGCCAUCAAGAACGAUGACCACGCUAAUCGAGGUUCCUGGUGGGACCGCGUCCCCUCCAAGGACUCCAUCGUGAGCACUGUGGAAGAUGGCAUCGAUUCCUUGUCCGCACACAUUGAGGGUGCACUACACUCAUUCGAAGAGACAGUCGAGAACAAAUUCGACCACCUUUUCGAGGAGGAGAUUUUUAAUGAACCCAAGGUUUCCGAUAAAACUAUAUACGAGCUCAUUUCGAAGAGCGAGCACACGACCGAGUUUGCCAAGCUCGUCAACGAAUAUGAGGACAUUGUCAAUGUUUUGAAGAGCACAGAGGCGAAUCACACACUUUUCGUGCCGACGAACCGCGCCUUCGAGCAUCUGCCCAAGCACAAGAAGCCGAGCAAGGAGGUUAUUGAAGCCAUCUUGAAGUACCACGUUGGUAUUGGUGACUACGAUGCGAAGAGGGUCCUUCGUACCCACACUCUCCCCACGCUGCUCAAUGAGAAGUUCCUCGGCGACAAGCCCCAGCGUCUUCGCACCAGCGUCGGCCUCGGUGGCGUGCGCAUCAACUUUUACGCCAAGGUCGUUGCCGUCAACAUUCGCGCCAAGAAUGGAAUUAUUCACGCUGUCAAUAGCCUGAUCAUCCCGCCACCCAUGGUCGGCCGAGAGCUCACCCUUCUCCCCAGUCAAUUCUCCACGCUGUUGCUCGCAUACGAGAAGACCGACUUCGUCAAGUAUAUUCACGGCAUCAAGUCCACCGGCACCACCGUUUUCGCCCCUUCCAACAACGCUUUCGCUCGCCUUGGACCCAAGGCGAAUGCGUUCCUGUUCAACACCGACCUCGGUCUCAAGUACCUUAGAGCAUUGCUCAAGUACCAGAUCGUCGGCAAUGCGACUCUAUAUAGCGACGCGCUGUACCGCCCCGAUGACAAGAAGGAUGUCAACACCAUGGAGCACUACCACGUUGAUCUUCCCACUUUGCUGGGCAAGAACAUCGCCGUCGAUGUCGCCACCUGGGGCGGCUGGACCAAGGUCAAGCUUAACGGCUACAUCCCUAUUGUCGUCGCCGAUGGAAUUGCCAAGAACGGUGUCAUUCACGUCCCCGGCCGCGUCCCCAUUCCUCCCCACAAGCACAAGGUCGAUUACGUCGACGGCGAGAUUGAAGUCGAGGACUUGAAGGAGAGACUCUCCGAGUACGUCGAUGAGAAGGAGAAUGAUACUAAUUGGUUUGGCGAGGAAUUGUAA